Zonotrichia albicollis (white-throated sparrow) is the source of this 7625-nucleotide messenger RNA. NCBI's taxonomy places the organism in Eukaryota, Metazoa, Chordata, Aves, Passeriformes, Passerellidae. The record is from RefSeq and is a predicted model, not a curated record.
UGAAAUGUCGUGGCUGUUCGUGCUGCAUUAACCAGCUCUCAGGCGUUGGCUUGUUCUGCUGUCUGAUCCUGCAGUGAUGCCAUAAUACUGAAUUUUGGACUGCCCUGUGCAUUGCCAUGGCAACAGACUGAUGUCACACUCUCAAGGACAUGACUUCAGUGCACGAUCAUGCAGAGGCACAAUCAGUUUUUUGGGCUGUACCUGACUCUGUGCAAAACUUAAAUCGGCUGCAGCUCCUUCUGCUAAGGAUCAGCCUUGGUACAGAAACAGUGGUAGUUAAAAGGCAGUAAGUAUAUCUGCUAGCUUAAAUGCUGGGGUUUUUUUUUCUCUUUUCCUUUUUUUUUUAAUUCACAAGCACAGCUUUUUACUCUUCACACAGUAGGAAUUUGUCAGGAGCUUGCUGGCAUUAAUAGUCUAUUUCAGCUCUUUUCUAUAGCCCAGCAGCUACAGAGGGGGGGAAAAAGCAUGCUUUGUAUGGAGCUGUGGUUGGGUCUGUGCUGCAGUGCCCAUCUGAACUUGGCUGUGUCUAUUUUGUCAGCUUUUGCUUCCCUCUAGUAGUUGCUGGUCCCUUCCUAAACUCACGAAAUCCCACCAUACAAUGCCUGUGCUUGGAUCAGGGUUCUGCCUGCUCCUGACCUGAACCAACUCUCUUGAUGGUUUUGCUUCUCGAGCUCUUUACUGCAAACAAGAUAUCUUUGAGUUUCAAUUCUUUGUCUGGCUUUUUACUUCUCAAUUGAUCUCCAGAGGAGUAGGACUAGGACAAAACAUGUGGUAUUCUUGACCAGGGAUCCAUGGAGAGGGUGUAAGCUGUUGGAAGAGUGAGUGGCAUUCUUGCAAUGGUGUGGUUGUGUUUAUUUGGGUGUGGAUAGAAUCAUGCUUCUGUGAUACAGUUCCUGCUGAGUUUGAAAUGCUAGUGUUAGUAAAGCCAGAAGGAGAGCCAGACAAAAGCUUGGAGAAAAGUCAGAAUUUCAGUGCCUUUUAGUGAUGGUUCAUGGGAAAGUAAUGAUUUUGUGUUUGAUUUUCCUAAAGCACCGGGCAUAUGCUUUUUACUCCUCUGUGAAUUACUGUUUGUGAAUGUGUGUCUUUACAAAAUGAGAACAUCAGAAACACCUGGUUUUGUGCCUAGGUUUCACUCAUAGAGGUAGGUCCUUGUUAGAGACUCUGGGUAGUCUGAUGAAAACGGUGUUUAGCUACAAAGCUUCAAUUUCUGCUGUUGCUGAUCGUGGCAGCCUCAUUGCUGCUCUCCCUGAAUCCCUGGAGCAGAGGACAUGCUCUCCUCCUCCUGCUCUCCUCCAUCUCCUCCACCCCACACCCUUCUUAGCCUUGUGUAGAGCUCAGCAGAGAUUUCUUCAUGAAGACUGGAAUGUGUUUAUAUAACAUUUUAUAUAUUAUUUUAGGCUCCUGCUACUCAAGCGUAGGCAAACUCUUAACCUCUUAUUCGCCAUCAUUAAACGAACCGUGGAAUUGCUGUGGCAGACACCAAGUCAGGUGGAUCUAAACCAGCUUCUGUUUUUCCUGCCUGGAAGGUUCAUCCUUCAUCAUUUUCCUGGCAAGUGUGGCUACCUAGAGCAGGUUUUCCAGGCCAGGAGUGUUAAGUGGGAGCAUUGAUUGUGAACCACACUGGUGAAACAGUGCUGGGCUGGGCAUAGUGGGGGCUCUUCUGUGUGGGAGGCAUUGGGAAGGGGGUGAUGUGAGAGGCUCAAUCUCUGCAAAAGCAGGGCUAGGACAGCAGUAGGAACGCUGGGCAGAGCUGCUGAAAAGGAGAGAACAACCUGCUGCACUAAAUCACAUCUCCCUGGGGACACAGCUCCAUAGUUAGCAUCCUCAAAUGGCAUUCCUUCAUUACGGCAUCAUUGUGCACAGGCCUCUAGAGAGGAAGCAAACGGUCUCUCAAACAAUCUGCUGGCAGCUCAGGCUGGAGUAUUUGAGGUUUUCCAGGGCUCUUUUGCUGUGUCACUCUUCCCUUUAAUGUUCCAGCUCGAAGGUUGUUGUUGUUUCUCCAUCAAAGUGCGUUAACGCGCCGGUAAGGGUGUCUGCUCCAAGGACAAGGUGGAGAAGGCAGCAGCCCAGGGAGAACAAGAGAUACUGCAGAACAGCUUUGUUCUGGUGUAAUCUGCCUUAUCUGCAUGUGAUGCAAAGACAGGGCAGUUUUCACAAGACUUGGAGGCUGCGUGGUGACAUGUUUUCUGUCCUUUUAUAAAAUCCACCACGUUAUUUUGAUUAGAGCGCUAACGUAACUCCUGGCAGCCUCAAAUCUCACUGCUAGCAGCUCCUUCCCUCCAAAGCCUGAUGUGGUGCUAACAAGCAGAGAGAUCUUGUGCGUCCUGUUUACAUGGAGCUGGGAAGACAGCGUGUUCCGUGGGAGGUGCCAAGGUAGAGCUGCAGUUGAAUAAAAGGUGAAAAAACUCCUGUGUGUGCAGACAGGCUGUGGUGGGGCGUGCCCAUUUGUGUUCGGUGGUGUUCAGGAACUCCAGCUGCAACACUUGGUAUGAUGAUGUUGUUUUAAAUCUGAAUAUGUAUCUUUUAUAUCUGUGCAUGCGUAGCAUGUUUGUGUUUGUAUAUAUUUAUAUUUAUAUCUGUUCUCUCUCGUGGGAAAAUCCAUGUCCUGAUCAUCUGCUGUUGUCACCUCCUCACGCAGCUCUCUGUUGUUCAGUUUGUAGGUGGCACAGACACGGUGAAGCUGAGUGUGGGGCAGGCAGAGCUGAUGGGGGAGCCUGGGGUGUAGCCCAGGAUGGACUGGCUGUGACGAGGACGUGCCUUAGCCUGGAGAGGGCGUUACCAUGAAGAGUUCCUGCAGAGCUGGCCUCCACAGGGAACCGCUGAAUUCCACAUCCUCCACCUUCCAUCAGGUCAAACGGGUUUCUGGUAUGCACUUAAAGCCAUAUCUCAAGUUACAGAAGAAAGAGCGAUCCCCAGAAAUAAGCCAGGAUUCCCUUCGAGGCCACCAGGGACCAGCGCAAGGAGAAAAAUUCACCAACUGCACCAAACUGAGCGUUUUCCCAAAACCCUCCCUGGUGGCUCCAUCUCAAAAGCUUCUGGGGAUUAUUUAUCCAAAUACUAUGUGCAAUAUGAACGGGAAGGGCCCGGCGGACGCUCCGAGCGCGAGGGAGAAGAAGAACGCUCUGUCUGCCACGAUCCACCAGGGAGAAGAAGGAGAGGGACCUCUGGAUGUGUGGGCUGUGGUGAAACCUGGCAACACCAAGGAGAAAAUCGCCUUCUUUGCAGCCCAGCAGUGCAGCGGCGGCAGCAGCACCCGCACGGGCUCCAUGAAAAUCAAGAGCACGUGGGACAUCGACGGGAGGACGGCCAAACGCAGGAAAAAAUCGGUGGAUCUUAAAAAAGCCAAAAUCCAACUGGAAAGAAUGAGGGAGGCCAACUCCAGGUGCUCGCAGCCGGAGCCGUUCGCCUGCGGCAUCGAGCACUGCUCGGUGCACUCGGGCAGCGACGGCGCCGAGGGCGCCUUCCCGGGCCGCUCGCUGUCCGUCAUCGAGAUGGUGGCGUUCCUGGAGCAGCGCGCCAGCGCCCUGCUGGUGGACUGUGCCAAGAGCUGCCCGGGCAGCAGGCUGAGCCCCCAGCCCAGGCCCGCCGUGCCCGGCCCCGAGCCCUCGGCCCUGGGCGAGGCGGAGCCGCAGGGCGAGCCCGUGCGCGUGCUGGACAUGGUGGCCAGGCUGGAGUCCGAGUGCCUGAGGCGGCAGAGCGAGGCCGGGAGCCUCUCCCGCAACAACAGCUUCCGCAGGAACGUGGGCAGGGUGCUCCUGGCCAGCAGCACCCAGCCCGAGGGGGACCUGGGCAAGGGGGGCCCGCCCCAGGGACAGGCAGGGGUGGCAGGGGAUGGCUAUGGGGGUCGCUGCGGUGACACCGAGCUCUGGGAUGGUGGCGCCUCUGCCCCGCAGCCGUUUCCUUCGGGGCUGGAUACCCGCGUGGGGAAUGUGAGUUCGGGACUUGCCCAGGCGGUGUUGGCCAUGACAGCUGGCAGGAGUGACACUGACACACGGAUGGAGCCCCCCAGGGCCCUGCUGGCCCCGUGUCCCUCUGCUGCCAGGCUGCCACCGGAUCCCCUGCAGAGCAAGAGCGCGACUGUUGAUUGUACGUCCAAGGAGCCUGGAAUUUUCCCAAAGCAUCCUGCUAGGAAGGAGCCCUUGUGCAUCAGUAUAUCGGUCACCAAGACAGAGGAAGGGUGCAGGAAGGAGAAGCUCUCUGGUUCUGGUGAGGAUUCACUCCCAGGGAGGCUGUUUUUCCUCCAGGGUGAGCAACCUGCUGCUCAGGAGCAAGAGCCACGGCGGGAGGGUCCCCAGGAGAAGCCAGGGGAAGUAGCCCAAAACGAGGAUGAGGAUGCUCUGGCAUCUGGUAGAUCGUGUGUCACAAGCAGUGUCCCUACAGAGCCAUCAGCCCCUUCUGGCCCUGCCACAGAAGGAGCUUUGCAAGUACUUGAUGCCUCCUGCCUAAAGCGGCAGGUUUCUCAUGACUUUCUGGAGACCAGGUUUAAAAUCCAGCAGCUUCUGGAGCCUCAGCAGUACAUGGCCUUCUUGCCUCACCACAUCAUCGUGAAGAUCUUUGGGUUGCUUCCCACCAGGAGCCUGGUUGCCCUGAAAUGCACUUGCUACUACUUCAAGUUCAUCAUUGAGUACUACAACAUCAGGCCGGCCGACUCGCGCUGGGUGCGCGACCCUCGCUACCGGGAGGAUCCCUGCAAGCAGUGCAAGAAGAAAUACGUCAAGGGGGACGUGUCCCUGUGCAGGUGGCACCCCAAGCCCUACUGCCAGGCUCUGCCCUACGGGCCUGGCUACUGGAUGUGCUGCCACCGCUCCCAGAAGGGCAUCCCUGGCUGCAAGCUGGGCCUCCAUGACAAUCACUGGGUGCCCGCCUGCCACAGCUUUAACCGCGCCAUCCACAAGAAAACCCGAGGAGCUGGAGCAGAGGUGGAAGAGGAAUAUUAGUGCACAAACACUUUCCUGCAAGAUUGAGAUUGUUUGGGAGAGGAGGAGGAGGAGGAGAUUCUCAUGCCUUGUGCUGUUUACAGUGUAUAUAAUUGUCGUGAUUUGUUUUUUUUUUCCCCCCCACAGGGCUACGAAACUGCACAUACUCAAACACAAGAGCCUUUACCUUUUAGAUUAAAAGAGAGCUUUUAGUCCAUCUCUGUAAAUAACACUAUAAAAACUAAUUGUACAUACAGAGUCUACAGCUGGCUGAACAAGGUAACCCCUACAAUGCAGCUAUCCCAGUGUUGCGGCUAUAGGUGUGUGUGUUUUUAAGUGUCUUGUUUCAAAAUCUGUAUAUCCUGUAUAAUAUAUGAAUGUUUCUGAGAAGAAACUCUAAAUAGGUAAAGGUCAACUUGUUUAAAGAAGCUGCAGACAACUUAACUGGACAACCUGAAACUUAGACUAUAGAACAGAUCCAUUAUAGUAGCGUGGCGGUGGAUUAAAAAAGAAAAGAGAGGAAUAUUAUUGUAUAGUCAGAAUAUAAAAAAAGUUCUUGUCUACCUUACCCAUGUUGUCUGGUUGGGUUUUUUUUUUUUUUUUUACACAUAAAUAAAAUGUGCAUUCUAGAUCUGCCUUACCAGACUUUCUCUUGUAAGACUUUUGCCCCAAAAUAAAAAAAUGCUGUAAAACACGUGGCAGAAACUUGGUGCUGUGCUGUAGUUCAGACGUGCAAUGUGCUUUCUCUAGGAAACCUCUCCUCCUACUAACAAAGGAACAAACCCCCCCAGAUCUCUAGUACUUGGAGAACUCCCUGCUGUAACAAUCACAGAUUCCAGCUUUUCCUUCUGCCUGCAGCAGGGGCUCCUUUCAUUGGGAAUUCUGGUGCUGGGUGCACUUUCUGCUCCUCCUGCUCCUUGGCUCUUUGUGGCACCUGCCGUGUUCCCUGGAUGCUCGAGGCUGGAGCGUGGGUCCAGCAGGAUGAGUGUGGAGUUGCCUUGGCUCUGUGAUGUGCUGGAAGCUUCCCUGUCAGCUGUGUGUGGAAUUUUUCCCUUGCAGAAGACUCCUUGCCGUGCUUUGCCUGCCCUGCUGCAGCCCUGGCCUCUCCCAGGGCCGUGGGUUGGUGCUUUCCAGGGGAGUUCGGAGCUUUGCGUGGGAUGAACGGCGAUUCCUCGCGCUCACAACGGGAGCACAGAGUGUGGCAGAGUUUCCCUGGAUCCCUUGCUGUCCUGCAGUGCUGUGAGCCAGCCCUCAGCCUCCUGCUGCAGCCCUGGCAGGGUGGAUGGCUUGGAAGGCUGGGGAUGGGGCCUGGCCAGGGCAGCAGCUGCCCAGGAGCCCAGCAGAGCGUGGCAGCCCUGCCUUUGCCCUGCCACCUCCCUCCUGUCCCCUCUUGGUGCUCUUGCUGUUCCUCCGCCCUUCUCAGGGCACAGAUGGACUCCUGGCUCUCACCAUUCCAAAUCUCUGACCUGGUGCCACCUUCCCAUGGGGUCACCUCUGCUCAGACCCCAAGGAGCUGCUGGAAAGGGCAGGAUGGGGUGGCCCAUCCUGUUCUGUGUCCUUUGCUGCUGGAUCGAGGAUGGAACGCUGCUGGCUGUGGGGCCAGGCUGAGGCAGCCGCCCCCACCUGCCCCGGGCUCGCAGGGAGUGACUCACGGGUUCGGAGCAUGAGGAGGACAAAAGGGUUUGAAGGCUUUUGUUCCUUCCUUUAACAGUGGGAGAAGGAAAAUCAAGCCCUGACAGCCUGAAAUGUGGGUUUGGUGAGCUCAGGCUUUGCAGGGAGGUUUAAAGGAUGUGCUGGGUUUAUAUUUUGCCUUCACCUGCUCCUGCCACCCACCGGGUGUCAUCCACCCCUCCCGGAGCUGCUCAGCCUCCCUGCGCUGCAGACACGAUGACAAGCAGGAGGAAUGAAAUCAGGAAUGUCACAGAAGGGUGUGGCCACCUUGUAACCGGGAAGAGGAAGAGCAGGAUCGCUCCUCAACCCCCGACUUCAUCCCCUAACGGGGCUCGGCUUCACCCCAACUCCCCUCUGCUCCCCCAGCUGCACCUGCACCAGCAGCACAGCCGCCCCCAGGCUGUUGUUUUGCCAAAGCCAUCGGCAUCAAAAGCCUUCAGCUUCAUUCUGAUGAGGGGAAAAGGGAAAGAAGCUGCUUUCCUGCUCCCCCGCCCAAGACUCUGGAAAACUUGAGGCUGACAGCAGCAAGGAAAGUCCCUGCGAGGCUGGAAUGGAGUGGCAGAGGAAAAUAUUUUGUAAUUAGAUAAGGGGCCAGUGAGGUCAUUUUACUUGGAACAGGGUGUGAGAUUUUGGUCACCUUUGUUGAACAAGGGGAAAAAUGAGGAUACAAUAAUGUCAUGAGGCUGUUUUGUUCCUGGAGCAGGUAAAGCCAGAGGACAAUUUGCUGUCCCUACCCCAUCCCUGCCCUGGGGAGCGUGGGCUGGUUUAUACAUCAUUUAUUACAUUGUCUGCUGGAACUGUCCCUCCUGCACAGCAUUGCUGUUAAAAAUUGUUUCACAGAGCAGGAUUUUACAUCCAGAAAUGAGUUGGUUCUGAGUGUUGCCAUGCUGAGCUGCCUGCAGGCUUUUUUUUUCCUGUACCAUUGUAAAAUGCAGAUUUCUGUUUCCUUAAGGGAUGGUUCAGGGAGAAGCCAAGGUCUGAUGAAUGUCAGGGUUUUGAGUUUUUUUCCUAAGAAGCAAUUAAAAAAAAAAAAAUCCA